Molecule: messenger RNA, 2115 nt
Organism: Marmota flaviventris (yellow-bellied marmot)
Lineage: Eukaryota; Metazoa; Chordata; Mammalia; Rodentia; Sciuridae
Gene: Trip4
Product: thyroid hormone receptor interactor 4
Biological process (GO): positive regulation of DNA-templated transcription; rescue of stalled cytosolic ribosome
Cellular component (GO): nucleus; RQC-trigger complex
Molecular function (GO): zinc ion binding
Source: RefSeq, a predicted model, not a curated record
UGGGGCGGUGCAACUGCGCCGGGCGGUGCAAGCUGGCGGAACCCGCGUGAGCGAGGUCGGGUUGCAAAGGGAACUAGUCCCGCGCAGGACGUGGGGCUUUUGUUGUCCAGCUGGUUCCGGCUGAGGAAGAUGGCGGUAGCUGGGGCGGUGUCCCGGGAGCCGCUGGUGCUCUGGUGCACCCAGCAGUUGAGGAAAACUUUCGGCCUGGAUGUCAGCGAGGAGAUCGUGCAGUAUGUUUUGUCGAUUGAGAGUGCUGAAGAAAUACGAGAAUAUGUGACGGACCUCCUCCAGGGAAAUGAAGGCAAAAAAGGUCAAUUCAUAGAAAAUCUUAUAACCAAAUGGCAAAAGAAUGAUCAGGAGUUGCUUUCUGAUCCUUUGCAGCAAUGUUUUAAAAAAGAUGAAAGUUUUGAUAUGCAUAAAUCAGGAGACCAGCUAAAGCGUGGUAGGCGGAAAGGAAGAAAUAAACAGGAAGUUCCUGCAUUUGCUGAACAUGACACAACUAUAGAGGUCAAAACACCUUUUGAUUUGGCCAAGGCACAAGAGAACAGUAGCUCUGUAAAGAAGAAGACAAAAUUUGUCAAUUUAUACACAAGAGAGGGACAGGACAAGCUUGCAGUCCUACUUCCUGGUCGCCACCCUUGUGACUGCCUGGGCCAGAAGCAUAAGCUCAUCAAUAACUGUCUCAUCUGUGGGCGGAUCGUCUGUGAACAAGAGGGUUCCGGCCCCUGCUUAUUCUGUGGAUCUCUGGUAUGUACACAUGAAGAACAGGAUAUUUUACAGCGUGACUCAAACAAAAGCCAGAAAUUGCUGAAGAAGCUCAUGUCAGGGAUGGAGAAUUCUGGAAAGGUAGACAUCUCUACCAAGGACCUUCUUCCUCAUCAAGAAUCUCGAAUUAAGUCUGGUCUGGAGAAGGCUAUCAAGCAUAAAGAUAAACUGUUAGAGUUUGACAGAACUAGUAUUCGAAGGACCCAGGUCAUUGAUGAUGAGUCAGAUUACUUUGCCAGUGAUUCUAACCAGUGGUUGUCCAAAAUUGAGCGGGAAACUUUGCAGAAGCGAGAAGAGGAGCUGAGAGAACUUCGACAUGCCUCUCGACUUUCUAAGAAGGUCACUAUUGACUUUGCUGGCCGGAAAAUCCUAGAAGAAGAAAAUCCAUUAGCAGAAUAUCACAGUAGAUUAGAUGAGACAAUACAGGCCAUUGCCAAUGGAACCUUGAACCAGCCACUGGACAAAAUGGAUAGAUCUUCUGAAGAGCCUUUGGGAGUUCUGGUAAAUCCCAACCUGUACCAGUCCCCUCCCAAGUGGGUAGACCACACAGGUGCAGUCUCACAGAAGAAGGCUUUCCAUUCAGCAGGAUUGGGACUUGAGUUCAAUUUAUAUCAGCACCAGUUGCGAAUCCAGGAUCAAGAAUUCCAGGAAGGCUUUGAUGGUGGCUGGUGCCUAUCUAUUCACCAACCCUGGGCUUCUCUGCUUGUCAGAGGGAUUAAAAGGGUGGAGGGCAGAUCCUGGUAUACUCCCCACAGAGGACGUCUUUGGAUAGCAGCCACAGGCAAAAAACCCUCCCCUCAAGAAGUCUCAGAACUCCAGGCUACAUAUCGACUUCUCCGUGGGAAAGAUGUGGAAUUUCCCAAUGACUAUCCAUCAGGUUGUCUUCUGGGCUGUGUGGAUCUAGUUGAUUGCUUGUCCCAGAAGCAAUUUAAAGAGCAGUUUCCAGACGUCAGUCAAGAAUCUGAUUCUCCAUUUGUUUUCAUCUGCAAAAAUCCCCAGGAAAUGAUUGUGAAGUUUCCUAUUAAAGGAAAUCCAAAAAUCUGGAAACUGGAUUCCAAGAUCCAUCAAGGAGCAAAGAAGGGGUUAAUGAAGCAGAAUAAAGCUGUCUGACCCAGGAAAAAAGGAACUAUACAGCAUAGUGGAGUUUUGUGUACUAAAUUUGCUAUCCACUGAUCCUUUGGAAUUGAAGCAGUAGAAAUCUAAAGACUUGGUGUCAGGCUUGAAUCUCUCAGAAUUUAAACUCUUAAUGAAAUCUGUAUAUUUUUCUUAAAGAAUUGGGAUUCUUACUUUAUGUAGUGGGUCAAAAUCUUUGAAUACACUAUUUAUAAAAAUUUAUUUAAAAAAAUUCUA